CGUUCGACGAGUAAAGAUCACAGUGCAGAUCAAAGUCAAAAAUAAUACAAAUAUCAGCGAACUCUCAACGCUAAACACAAAAAUUUUGAUGUAAAAGAAGAAACACAAAAAAAAACUUGUGAACUUUUUAGUUUUUUUUUGCCGUCGUGAAGAAAAUAUCUCAUUUUGCUCGGUUUCUCAUAAGCAAAACGCAAACAAAACUAAGAACAAUAGACAGGCCGACAAGCAGCCGCUUAAAUUAAUAAACAAUAAAGUUUCGUACAACAAAAGUAUUUAAUGGAAUUUAAGUGUCAGUGACUCGAAAAACUUCCAAAAGAAAAAAAACUAUUGACAACCACAAGCAACAUCGGCAGCAAGCAGCAGCAACAGCAGCAGCAACUACACACUCAAAAAAAAAGCUAAAUAUAAACAUACAAACACACGCGCCCUGCUGUAUAAUCAGUCAAUAACAACUGGUGAUAAUAAAAGAACUUACAACAACAGCAACAACACCGACUCGACAUCGUCACCGACAAGAGAGAACCAGUAUAAAGUUCAACAUAUUAUACAGAGUAUAUAUGACAACGUAAAGUUGAUUUAAAACAAAACAAAGGAGCAGCUGAAAUCGUGCUGAAAUCAUUCAAGUAUUUUUGGCUAAUUACACGGCAUACAAAUGGCAGCCUACCUGGAUCCCACUGGCCAAUACUAAAGACCCAAAGACCCCAACGUUUUAACAUUUCUCUGGAGCCUAAGCACAUUUAAUUAAUUCCCACACAAUGGCAGCCUAUCUGGACCCCACUGGCCAAUACUAAGCAAGCAAACGUUGAUCUAUUCAUCAUAUUUCACAAAUUUGUCAUACUUCGAAACAAGAAAAGUCACAAAAUGUCGCUAGCUUUGGAUCCCACUGGCACCUACUAAGGCACCACCCACCAAGUGAAUAGCAAAAGUCAACAGCAGCCAACAAAGGCAGUCAAAUUCAAGAAGCAACAACACAAAAACAAAAAAUAUAUCAACAUGCUCGAUCUCGAUCCAACGGGCACCUAUCGUCGUCCACGGGACACGCGUGACACACGCGACAAGCAGAGGCUGGCACUGGAUCCUACCGGACAGUACUAGGUAAAAAAAAAAACAAACAAACCAUCAACCAACACAACACACCGCCUUUGCCUUAUCCAAAUAAAUUCUGGACAUGAUUGGGGGCGCGCGUUGGUUGCGCCUGCGUGGCCGUGAGGAGACUUCCAGCUGCCGGCGUCGAAGAAAGUAGAGUGAGCGGCCUCAAUCCAUCAAUCAGCUGACUGUCGUGAUUGAAGCUUUUGUAUUUAGUGUUUUUUUACUAUGCCUAAAAACCUAUGACUAUAUACAUAAAUUAUUUAUUAUUAUUAUUAUUACUAUCAUUAUUACCUAUUAUGAUUAAUUGAAUUCAAGAAUUAUUGUUCACAAGAUUGAAACCGUUCAGCGAUAUCCUAUCUAUUUACUAUAUACAACAUAUAUAUUUUUAUAUCGGUUUUGAAAAGUAUUAAAUUUAGUGUCAUAUUUAUGCGCCAAUCAUUUUUUUGAAACAAACAAAAGCAAAACUUCCUUUUUUUGUUGAGAACUUUCUUUCGAAAAUUUUAAACAUUUACACAUGUAAUUCAAUUUUUCGCAACGUGUUUAUCGUUUUGCUUUUUUUUAUUAUUAUUAUAUAUAUGUUAAUUUGUGAGAGAAUGAGAACGAAUAAUUAUUACAUAAACAAAAGAAAAA
Messenger RNA from Drosophila nasuta, 1719 nucleotides. It is a transcript of the gene tal-AA, whose product is annotated as tarsal-less AA. NCBI's taxonomy places the organism in Eukaryota, Metazoa, Arthropoda, Insecta, Diptera, Drosophilidae. The record is from RefSeq and is a predicted model, not a curated record. Bases 994 to 1095 code for a protein of 33 amino acids. The transcript has a single exon.